Molecule: messenger RNA, 2110 nt
Organism: Culex quinquefasciatus (southern house mosquito)
Lineage: Eukaryota; Metazoa; Arthropoda; Insecta; Diptera; Culicidae
Gene: CCT2
Product: T-complex protein 1 subunit beta
Exons: 2
Coding region: 127-1731 (534 amino acids)
Biological process (GO): protein folding
Cellular component (GO): chaperonin-containing T-complex; cytosol
Molecular function (GO): ATP hydrolysis activity; ATP-dependent protein folding chaperone; ATP binding
Source: RefSeq, a predicted model, not a curated record
AAAAAAGUCUCGGUCGGCCGCACAACCUCGUCCAUCGCAGCAGUCUUGAUUCCCCGUUCAGUUUUUUCGACCGCGACGCAAAGACCGACCUCUGUGCAAGUUAAUUUUCAGUGAAAAGUGUUCAAAAUGGUCUCGCUAAAUCCGGUUCGAAUCCUGAAGAAUGAAGCCGAAGAGGAGAAGGGCGAAAUCGCCCGGCUGUCCUCGUUUGUGGGGGCCAUCGCGAUCGGCGACCUGGUCAAGAGCACACUCGGCCCGAAGGGAAUGGACAAGAUUCUGGUGGCGCACGGCCGCAGCGCCGGCCAGGUUGAGGUCACCAACGACGGGGCGACGAUUCUGAAGGCGGUCGGCGUGGACAAUCCGGCGGCGAAGAUUCUCGUGGACAUGAGUCGCGUCCAGGAUGAUGAGGUUGGCGAUGGAACGACUUCCGUGACGGUGCUGGCGUCGGAGUUGCUGCGCGAGGCCGAGAAGCUGAUCGAGCAAAAGUUGCACCCGCAGACGAUCAUCGCCGGGUGGAGAGCGGCCACGCAGGCGGCCCGUUCGGCGCUGAUUGCCGCGGCCCAGGACAACUCCAAGGAUGCGGACAGGUUCCGGGAGGAUUUGAUGAACAUUGCCCGGACGACGCUCAGCUCGAAGAUUCUGUCCCAGCACAAGGAGUACUUUGCCAAGCUGGCCGUCGACGCCGUGAUGCGGUUGAAGGGAUCCGGGGAAUUGACCGCGAUUCAGCGCAUCAAGAAGACCGGCGGUUGCUUGGAGGAUUCGUUCCUGGACGAGGGUUUCCUGCUGGACAAGAAGCCCGGUGUGCACCAGCCGAAGCGCAUCGAGAACGCAAAGAUCUUGAUUGCCAACACGCCGAUGGACACGGACAAGAUCAAGGUGUUUGGGUCGAGCAUCAAGGUGGACUCGAUGGCGAAGAUCGCCGAACUGGAGGUCGCCGAGAAGGAGAAGAUGAAGGACAAGGUGAACCGCAUCCUGGGCCACAACUGCAACGUGUUUAUCAACCGUCAGCUGAUCUACAACUACCCGGAGCAGCUGUUUGCCGACGCCGGAGUGAUGGCCAUCGAGCAUGCCGAUUUCGACGGAAUCGAACGGUUGGCGCUGGUGACGGGAGGUGAAAUCGUGUCGACCUUCGACAACCCGGACCAGGUUCGUCUCGGUCGUUGCGAUCUGAUCGAGCAGGUCAUGAUCGGUGAGGACACGCUGCUGCGCUUCAGCGGAGUUCCCCUCGGAGAGGCCUGUACCGUCGUGAUCCGUGGGGCAACCCAGCAGAUCAUCGACGAGGCGGAUCGUUCGCUGCACGACGCCCUGUGCGUGCUGGCCGCUACCGUCAAAGAGGCCCGUAUCGUGUACGGCGGAGGUUGCUCCGAAACGCUGAUGGCAUCUGCCGUGUUCAAACUGGCCGCGGAAACCCCAGGCAAGGAAUCGAUGGCAAUGGAAGCGUUCGGACGCGCUCUGCUCCAGCUGCCGAUCACGAUCGCCGACAACGCCGGGUACGAUUCGGCCCAGCUCAUCUCGGAACUGCGUGCCGGUCACGCCCAGGGCAAGAACACGCUCGGCCUCAACAUGUACGAGGGCAAGGUCGGCUGCAUGAAGGAGCUCGGCAUCACGGAAUCGUUCGCCGUCAAGCGACAGGUGCUGCUGUCCGCGUCGGAAGCCGCCGAAAUGAUCCUGCGCGUGGACAACAUCAUCAAGUGCGCCCCGCGUAAGCGCGUCCCGGACCGUGGCUACUGCUAAACGACUUCAUAAUUUACUCUAAUCUUUCCUCUCAGUAAAACAAGCAAAAAACACACAAUUGUAACAACCAACUUAGCUGUUUAGGGCCUUUGUCGAGCAAAGAUUUUCCGAGUUUUUUUUUUUAAACACACAUUUUUUCGCCUUAUCAUAACACACAAACCCACACUCAUACGCUAUCUACUCGUGCACGUGUCUAAUCCUGUAUGCUUUAAGCUGAGAACGCGCCGAACCCCACACUAAUGAUAUGUAAUACAUAUGAUGAUGCCAGGAAACAUCGGAAGAAAGCACUAACGAAAUGUUUGAUUAUUAUUUUUUCCUCUCCAGGAUGGAACCAAAUAAAGGUCUCACUCACUCAUACUUACCAGUAAAGUUGCGUGAA